AUGGAAGAAGUCCUCCAAAUGUCGCUCGCUGAGUAUGAAUCUAGCCAAGCAGUUGCUGUAGAGGCAGAGGGGUCUCCUCUCCCAAUGAAGAAAGCGUCUAAAGGCACAAGAAAGUCGCAGAGCGUGUUCAGGAAGGUAGAAAGUUCAUUCAAACAGGAAGAAAGUUCGUCCAAGUCGCUAGAUGGCGCGCUGGCGACAUCGGAGAGUCCCGGCGGAAGGUCCGCUCGCCCAGCGUUGAGGGACAAGCUCAACGAGCAUCUCGCCUCGCUCGACGCCGAAAUACAGAGCGUCGAAGAGGACCUCAAGAAGCUUGCGACACUCCGCGAGGCCCUGCUUGACGAGCGGAAGGAGGUCAUCGCAAAGCUCCAGAGCGCGCAAAAGCGUGCGACGAUAUCUCCCCUCGACGAUAUGGGCUUGGACAUCACCCGCUCUGCAGGCUCGCGCAUCGACUACCAUACAGAGUAUGAAUGGUCAGAUGCACUCCGGGGAAAGAUGAAAGCUGUCUUUGGCAUCGACAAUUUCCGCCUCUGCCAGCACGGGGUAUGUAACGCGAACAUGGACCGCCGGGAUAUUAUCUGUGUGAUGCCGACAGGUGGAGGAAAGUCUUUGACGUACCAGCUUCCCGCUCUCUUCGUGUCGGGAUGCACAUUGGUCAUUUCUCCGCUCAUCUCGCUGAUGAACGAUCAGAUAUUGCAUUUACGAGAGGCUGGAGUGGAGGCGGUUAUGUUCACCUCGUCUACAUCAAAAGAGGAAGCCCGGGAGAUCGACAAUAGGCUCGUGGCAAUGGCGCACGGAAGGUCUGGCUCCGAUGCUGACAUUAAACUCUGUUAUGUCACGCCAGAGAAGAUAGCGAAAAACAAAGCAUUCAUGCCACUUUUGGAAAAAUUAUACAAGGCACGUAAGCUAGAACGAUUCGUCAUAGACGAAGCGCACUGCGUCUCAGAGGCAGGUCACGACUACAGACCUGACUAUCAGAAACUCAAUGUUCUGCGGAAAGUGUUCCCGAAAGUGCCCAUUCUUGCGUUAUCGGCUACGUGUCCGCCGAAAGUAAUGCAGGACCUUAUGGACGUAUUGCAAAUGAAGCAGCCUCUGCACCAUGGAGACCGAGCUGGGGUGGACGGUACUGUCUAUUUUACGGCACCACUAUACAGGAAGAACCUGCACUACUCUGUACUUCCAAAGCCGAUGUCGCACAAGGAGAUGAUGAAUGCCAUGGCCGACUACAUAAUGAAGCAUCACGCAGAUCACUCCGGGAUUAUAUAUUGCCUCUCUAAGAAGGAUGCGGAAACUGUCUCUGAAGACCUCAGCGAGCGCCGGAUCAAAACGGGAGUUUAUCACGCAGACAUUGGCGACUCGCAGAAGGAAACAUUGCAUCAGCGAUGGCGGCAAGGGCUUGUGAAAGUUGUCUGCGCGACUAUCGCGUUCGGACUGGGCAUUGACAAGGGAGAUGUACGAUUUGUCCUGCAUCACACUAUACCAAAGUCUGUCCAGGGCUUAUACCAAGAAUCAGGUCGAGCCGGUCGGGAUGGUCAUGAUGCAGACUGUGUGCUCUAUUACAGACCCCAGGAUUUCACGCGGCUUUCCCAGCUGACUGUUCAAGAGAAGGGGUCGCGGGCAAAAAUACACGACAUCCUGCGAUUCGCGCAAACCCUGACCGAGUGCCGCAAUAUCCUAUUUGCAAAGUACUUCUCGUCGUCUUCACAGAUAUCGAUGAGCUCGUGGAGUACGGAGGAGAAAGGGGCUCUGGAGCCGUGCGGCCACUGUGACAACUGCACACGCGGCUCAGACGGAUUCGUGCGCAGGGAUGUAAGACUCCCUGCGUGGCAGAUCCUGCGCGUCGCAGAGGUCGCACAGCAGACUGGGAAACGUUUCACGAUCAACCAGCUCGCCUCGGUCGCCCGAGGCCGCAGUAGCGGGACCUCGAGCGCAGCGUCUAAGGGAAAAGGAAAGGAGAAGGCUGGGAUGGAUUUGGACGAGAUCGCGGGUGGCGCGGUGGAGCUGUCUAAUGAUGAUGUGGAAGCCCUAUGCGUCGACAUGCUGAUCAAUGGAUAUCUGAAGGAAGAGUAUCACUCGCAGUCCUACGGCAUCAACGUAUACGUCGUUGCGGGCGCCAAAGCGGUGCGCCUGAGUCGAUUUAGUCGAGAAGACAUUGAGCAGGGUAAGGGUCCGGAAAUGGAGUACUGUUUUCUCAAGAAGUCGCGAAAAAAGAAGGGAGAGUCAAUAAAGUCGCACAAGAAGACGCAAGCGACGGGCGGGGAGAGUCUGGAAGCAAAUGGGCUGAAGCGCAGGAGACUCACUAGGAGUCCUGUAGCCAUUGACGAUCCAUACGACCAGAUAUUUGACCAAGACGACACUGGGUUGUACACUGAUGAUAUCGACCUUAACCCCAGAGAUGAUAAACGUACGAAGGUCGAAAUUGAAGUCGAAGAUGAAAGCGAGGACGAAGACUUUGGGUGGCAGAUGACACUCCGUGGGCCGGGUCCACCCAGGAAGAGGUUGUGCACCAACACCGAUAGACCGGUGCCCUCUUCGAGCAAAGCCGUGUUAGUCGACGACGAAGAGGUCAUUUGUAUUACAGAUUCGGAAUGA
This is a messenger RNA of Fibroporia radiculosa, 2589 nucleotides long. RefSeq lists its product as uncharacterized. Bases 1 to 2589 code for a protein of 862 amino acids. NCBI's taxonomy places the organism in Eukaryota, Fungi, Basidiomycota, Agaricomycetes, Polyporales, Fibroporiaceae. The transcript has 15 exons. The record is from RefSeq and is a predicted model, not a curated record. Gene Ontology annotation, cellular component: chromosome; cytoplasm. Gene Ontology annotation, molecular function: four-way junction helicase activity; nucleic acid binding; 3'-5' DNA helicase activity. Gene Ontology annotation, biological process: double-strand break repair via homologous recombination.